GUCCAUGGGCUCGUUCUCGCCUCGAUGGCAUCGAAUCAAGGUUCUAUGCUUAGACGUGUCUGCAAGUGAACUCCCCCCUCUCUCAGCACAGCAUAAUCUCUCGCAAAGGAGAUCCCCGUCUUGCGGGGUUGAGGACUACUAACUAUCAAGGAGAUGCCAGCCUUCGUAACAGCCUUCGUAGUUCAAUAUCAAUGAAUGAAUGGAUAGCUGAUGCAUCUGUGUAGUUUGACACACCGUUCUUCUUCACACACACCAUUCCUUCUCUCACAGAAAUGCCAGAUUACGAGACGUACGAUCUGGGCGACUUCUUGCUCCAAGGCGGAGAAUCUCUGCCAGGAGCCUGGAUCGCAUACAAGACUUUUGGCAACUCCACUUCCCCGGCCAUACUCUAUCCCUCGUGGUACUCUGGCCUCAUCUCCGACAAUGAGUGGCUCGUCGGCCAUGAUAAAGCCUUGAACCCAGACAAGUACUUCAUCAUCAUCACCGCCCUCUUCGGUAAUGGCCAAUCCAUAUCACCCUCAAACUCGAACAUCUCCCCCUUUCCCGAUGUGACCUUCUACGACAACGUCCGUGCCCAACACGAGUUGCUCACCAAAAAAUUGAACAUCAAGCACCUUCGAAUGGUGACAGGCUGGUCCAUGGGCGCCGGUCAGACCUUUCAAUGGGCCAGUCAAUAUCCAGAUUUCUUGGACAUCGCCGUUCCAUUCUGUGGAUCGGCCAAGACCUCCAUCCAUAACCAGGUCUUUCUUGAGGGCGUCAAGUCGGCCUUGUUGGCGGCAAACGGAGUUUCUUCUGCGGGAAGUACUUUUGGUAGACUCGAAGCUAAGGGUGAGCAAAAACGUGUGUGGACUGACGAACAGAAAACCGUCGGUCUCAAAGCCUUUGGCAGAGGAUACGCUGGUUGGGGCUUCAGUCAGACGUUCUACAGGCAAAAAUUGCAUGAGAAAUGCUAUGGUGCUAAAGACCUCGAAGAUUUCAUGGUCAACUUCUGGGAAAAGUGGGCAUUGAGCAAAGAUCCAGAAAAUCUCCUGGUCAUGCUUCAUACCUGGCAGGCGGGUGACAUCAGCUUGCAAGAACCAUUUAAUGGUGACUUUGAAAAGGCUUUGGCAAGCAUCAAAGCAAAGACUCUCGUCCUACCCAGCAAGACCGACUUGUACUUUCCACCUGAAGACUCCGAGUACGAAGUCGAGCACAUGUCUCCUGGCGUUGGUACCUUGGAUGUUUAUCCCAGCAUCUGGGGACAUUGGGCUGGCGGGCCGCCGGGAAACAUGGAAGACGUCAAAUGGCUGGAUGAGCGACUUUCCAAGCUCCUGGCAGAAGCCCCUGAACUCGGAGCAGAGAGCAAGGUCUUCGCGACACUUCCCCUGAGAUGAUGUCCAGACAGUUCAGAGGAAGAGGUGAGGGACGCAGCACAAAGCGUGCUUCCCCAGGACAGAAUGCACUCAGUCUUUUUAAUUCCCAUAAUUGGAAUAAUAUGCCUUUGAUCAUCAAUA
Messenger RNA from Exophiala mesophila, 1493 nucleotides. RefSeq lists its product as uncharacterized. Gene Ontology annotation, biological process: biosynthetic process. Bases 273 to 1373 code for a protein of 366 amino acids. NCBI's taxonomy places the organism in Eukaryota, Fungi, Ascomycota, Eurotiomycetes, Chaetothyriales, Herpotrichiellaceae. Gene Ontology annotation, molecular function: acyltransferase activity, transferring groups other than amino-acyl groups. The transcript is spliced from 2 exons. The record is from RefSeq and is a predicted model, not a curated record.